Molecule: messenger RNA, 255 nt
Organism: Anisakis simplex (herring worm)
Lineage: Eukaryota; Metazoa; Nematoda; Chromadorea; Rhabditida; Anisakidae
Source: the annotation of a GenBank genome assembly
AUGUUCUUGAAUCGUGAUGUCGGUAAGCAUUUGUUGGGCGUCGAAGAUUUGCUUCAGAAGCAAGGUAUUCUUGAAGGCCAACUGAAUUCUCAAGGUGAAUUGCUGAAAAAUGUUACCACUCAAGCAGUCGAAUAUAUUCGUAGUAAAGGUGAGCAAUACGAUGUGCUGCAAAGAAAACUGGAUGAUGUCAGCGUUCUGUAUGACAGGUUAGAUCGAUUGUAUUGUUUCGCUGGAUUAAAGGUUUAUCGAACCUGA